Messenger RNA from Lethenteron reissneri (Far Eastern brook lamprey), 3350 nucleotides. RefSeq names its product major facilitator superfamily domain-containing protein 6-like protein B. The record is from RefSeq and is a predicted model, not a curated record. NCBI's taxonomy places the organism in Eukaryota, Metazoa, Chordata, Hyperoartia, Petromyzontiformes, Petromyzontidae. Gene Ontology annotation, cellular component: membrane.
CGUGCAGAGCCGCGCCCUUUGCGCUCCGUGUGGUGGAACCGGCGACCCGCGUUCGUCCUCCUCCGCUGCUUUGUUAGAAAAAAGAAAAGGUUGAUCUAUCGAGUUUUCUCGAGGGCUGUCGGGACAGCCUGUGCUCGCCUCGUGCGGAGCGGUGUUUACACCACCACCCCCGUGAUCUUGCGCGGUGACGGUCGGUUGGUGAGAGCGCAAGAGGGCACGUUGACAUCCGAGCGGUAACAGCCUUGACCAAGAAGCGUCGAGCUAGAACGGAGAAGAGCAUUUGUGCCAAGUCUUUAAUGACAUCCAUUGCUUAAACUUUUACGCGCGUACGACGGCCGAGUUGGCCAUUGGCACGCGUUGGCAUCAUCCAGCUGUAGUCGUCGUCGUCGACCGCCACAAUCGGAAGCAGACUCUAUUUUCAAACAACAUCUCUCUAACACACGCACACACACAUCCACAUAACAAAAAAAAUACAUAAACACCGCCGGGGACCCAAUGGCUUCAAAAUCGCGGAGCGUGCGCCGCGCCUUGGCCGUGGCCAAUUCAUUCGAGGUGUUGUACCGCGCCUCCCUCUGCUGCCUGCUACCCUUCAUCCCCAUCUACCUGAGGCACCUGGGCAUCAGCGCCGACGCUCUCGGGGUGAUCUCGGCGGUGCGCUCUCUGCUCGCGCUCGGCCUGGCACCGCUGCUGAGCCGCUGCUGGGCGGGCUCGGCGAGCGGCCUCCGAAUUGGGAUGGUGGCCUUCCUGCUCGUGGCCGUAGCGGCCAAUUUGAGUCUGACGGCCAUCAAGCCGGACGGCUACGGUGUUGGUGAUGACGGAGCGCUCUCUCCUCUUGCUGCUGCUGCCGGCCGUCUAAAAGAUCAUCGCUAUGGGGACAACGCAGAUACGGAAGGAUGCGCUACCGGGUGGACACUGGUGGUGGAACCUGCUUCUGAUAUUCAUCGCAGCGGUUGGCCGUUUGCGAGACCCAAAGCGAACACCAACAGCAGCAGCAGCAGCACCACGCCGCAGCCCAACGCUACCGCGUGGACGUCCAACAGCACUCUGCGGGAGUCAUCAGCAGCGCUACUGCCAGCUGUCGACAACAGCAGCAGCAGCAGCGCUGUUCCACCAACAGCACCCGCGUCCACCGCGAACACCACCCACCCGGAGCAGCAGCAGCGGGGAGUGAACGUGAGCGACCGCGGUUCGGUCACGUCGGGCACUCCUCGCGGGGUCGCCCUGCUACGCGACGUGUUCCUGCAGGAGCCCGCGUUCUUCUACGUCCUCCUGGCCGUCAGCACGGCCGGGGUGUGCCUGUCCACGGUGCAGGCCGCGAGCCGGAGCUCUCUGCGCUCCUACAUCAGGAAGCGAGCGGCCUCCGCGGCUCUCGACGGCGGCGCUUCGGCCGCGGUGGCCGCGCUCGCUCCGGCCUCGUGGCCCCGCUACUCGGGGUCCCUGGGUCGCAGGGCGGGCUACGUGGCGGCGGCCGUGGCGGUGUUCGGCGUCUGCGCCGUCGUGGCCCACCUGGACUGCAUCAUCGCGCUCGGGAUGAGCAGACUGACCGUGCACUUUUACGCGUUCUCGCUCGGCUCCUCGUUGGCCAUGCUGCCAGCGCUCUUCUACCCUUCGUCGUCAUCAUCGCCGUCGUCGUCGUCACCGUCGUCUUCAUCGCCGUCGACGAAGGUCGCCCACUCCGAGAAGACCUCCCAGCAACUGCUGGAUGGCGCCGUGGCGAGACGUGAGCGGGUCCGCGGAGUCGCUUACCUCGUCGCGGCGUUCGUGUCCGGAGUCGGUGCCGUGUCCGUGGACAACUUCCUCUUCUGGCACCUCGAAGACGCGGGAGGCACGCAGCUGCUGCUCGGCUCCUCCGUGGCCGCGGCGUGCCUGGCCAAGGCGGUGUUCUUCACCUCGCAGUGCUCCCACGCAGCCGAUGACGAAGCGACCGCCUCGCCGCGGUGCACCCGCUGCGCCGUCUGCUCGCCUCGCGUGCCGCCCGGCGUCUCGGCUUUCCUCGCCCUCGCCUGCACCGCCGGGCAGCUGGGCGCAUUCUCCUUCGUCUCGUCGGCGCCGUGGCUGGUGUUGCCCGCACAGCUCCUCUCCGUGCUGGGCGGCCCGGCUCUGCGCAGCUCAUCCAUGCGCCACUCGGAGCGGAGCCAGGUUGGCGCCGGGGGCGCAGCGAGCACCGAGGGACACCUGGGACCCGAAGGAGUCGCGUGGGUGAUCGGGAGGGACCGCCUGUUCGCGCUGUGCCACGGCCUCGGCUGCGCGGCCGGAGGAGUGGCGAGCGGUGUGCUCGUCGCCGGCUAUGGCUACGAGGUGCUGUUCCGAGCGUGCGCUGUCGGCACGGCCACGUGGGCCGUGAUCUUUGCCGUCGUGCAGCUGCUGUGCCGGAAGCCGCGCGUGCGUUACUCGCACCUGCUCGCCAGAACGUCCAGAGACGACGACGACGACUUCGCGUACAGCGAGGACGAUUCGGAUUCCGAGGAGGAGGAAGAGGGGGAGGAGGAUGGUAGCACCAAGAAGCUUCUGCCCGGCACGGACGCUUGAGGGUUGAUGCCGGUUUGUGGGUCGUGGUGGGUGUUGUUGUUGUUAAAUUUCAAGUUCACGUUGGAGAGGGGCGAUGGUUGUUUUUUUUUUAACCAGGUGAGAACUCGGGAGACCAGGAUGACUCUCGUUUGCAAUAGUUACCUGGGAUGAUGAUGAUGAUGAUGGUGGUGGUGGAGCUGAAAAGAGGUGCUGUGUGAUUGUGGUCCCUAAUUGGUUGGUUAUCUUCAAGACCCCCCCCCCCCACCAUGCUCCAUCUGAUGGACAUUGAUCACCGCUGACUCGUAAAACUGGCUCCUUAAUAAUCUUGCAACAAUUGUAAUUUGGCCCCUAUAUCGUUAGCCAACAAUUGGUAAUUGUUUACUAAAUGUAGUGAAUGUUACCAAUUGUUAUGCGUUAGCUGAAUUUGUCAUUUUAUACAAACUGAAACCCGUAAGCGCGCAUCCUCUUUCAUCAGUCAUCCGCAAAUCGUAUUCAUCAACCGUAUCGCCAUGAUACUAAUCCUCCCAUCGGUCAUCAAUCACUCUUGAUCAUGAUCAUUAUUUAUAAUCCUCGCGUCCAUCCUUUCGAUGCAUUUUCCCUUCGGCUCAUCAAUCUUCCCUUCAUUAUAAUCCUCAUCGCGUCAUCGCCCCCCCCCCCCGUCAACCCCCCCCCCCGUCAACCCCCCCCCCCCCCGGCGCCCAUCCAUCUACACGCAACCCGUGUUUCGUCAUUGUCACGGCCGCGUCCUCUCAGCGCUCGGGAGAAAGCAUCGCAUUGACAACGCGUGCUCUUCUUCUUGGUUCUUUCGGUAAAGUCACGUAGAAGGGAAGUAAUAAAAUAAU